AUGCAUCUCGUAGAACUAGAUCAGGAGUGUUUGCUACACCUUUUUUCGUACCUUGACAAGGACAGUCGCCACAGCCUGUCCCUGACCUGUGUACGACUAAGACAGGUCUUCUUGGACCCACAGCUGUGGAUGCUACUUCACUUCAGGUCUCCGUGCGAGCUGAGGAAGGACAACUAUGUUCUGGGCUCUUCACUAAGGUACCUGGAUGUAUCCUGGAACUCGUGCAGGGUCAAAGUGUGCAACAUUGAGGACUGGAUGAAGACCAUAUUCCAGAAGGACCUCUGCAGGAAGCACGAGAGCCUCGUCAGUGACUUCCUGGAACGUGUUUGCCACAUGUGUCCGAAUCUACUCUCGCUGACUCUUUCUGGAUGUGGGCACAUCAUGGACGGCAAUGUUAUUAACGUGCUACAAAGCUGCAUGAGGCUACGUAGCCUUAGUCUAGAAAACUGCGCUCGGAUGACUGACUCUGUCCUCCGGGCUGUGGUGAACCACGGCCACAGUCUCACAGAUGUGAAAGUGGACUUUUGUCGCAACGUGACCCAGGCAGGGCUGCAGGAGGUCAGGGACAAGAGACCAGAAGUGCACCUGAGUGCGUUACACAGUGCGGAUAUGAUUCCAGACAGCAAGCCUGAGGAGAAAAUACAGAUCAGGAGAGCUCUGCAGAAGUUCUUGAUCUUCUCCUGACAGCUAGAGGCUACCUAGAGACUUCAGGUCAAAUUGAGGGUUAUAACACUGUCCAGUCCUAUUAUAUGUUUUUUAUUCACUAUUUCUUUUGCAAUUCCUUAUUUGUCAUUUCAGAAGUUUC
Messenger RNA from Sinocyclocheilus anshuiensis, 805 nucleotides. It is a transcript of the gene fbxl22, whose product is annotated as F-box and leucine-rich repeat protein 22. Lineage: Eukaryota; Metazoa; Chordata; Actinopteri; Cypriniformes; Cyprinidae. The coding region runs from base 1 to 684 and encodes 227 amino acids. Gene Ontology annotation, molecular function: protein binding. The transcript is spliced from 2 exons. The record is from RefSeq and is a predicted model, not a curated record.